AUGGAGCAGAUGCGAGAUCGAACGCGAGGUCGAGGGAGGGCUGUGAGGAUUGCAGGAGCAUCAGGAAGUGCCUCCGACCGCCGUCAUGCCUUCGCCUCUCUAGCAGCGAACCACCCCUCCGACCCAAUAGAUGUGAUAAUUGGCGACUGGAUGUCCGAAGCAAACAUGACAUCCCUAGUCCUCAAGUCCUCUUCAAAAUCAACCCAAACAGGCGAAGUAGCCUACGAGCGCACAUUCCUCUCCUCCCUCUCCCCUGCUCUCCCAGACAUCGCUCGCUACGGCAUCAAAGUCGCCGUCAACGCCGGCGGCUCAGAUACCCAAGGCUUAUUUCGAGAGGUAUGUAAGAUGGUGCGGAAGAAAGGCUUAGAGAGCAGGGUCAAAGUAGCGUGGAUCGAGGGCGAUGAUGUUCUUCGUGUUGUGAAAGAGAAGCUGAGAGAUUCUGAGAAUAGGAAAGAAAGAGAUGGGAAGGGGAGUAAGUGGCAGAGAAUGAGGAAUGUGGAGAUUAAGGAGGGGAGGUUGAAGGGUUGGAAGGUCUUUGAUGCGUGGAUGGAGGGUGCGGAUGUUGGGGAUGAGGUGAGAGCUUUCCUGGAUGAGGAGAAAGGGGGUGAGAAAGAGGGAAGUGAGGAGGAAGGGGAGCGAGGAAUCGAAGACUUCGAGAAUCUUUGCACGGGAGAGAAACUCCGUGACUGGGCAUUUAAAGAUGACAUUAUAGGUGCACAAGCCUAUCUUGGUGGAAUGGGCAUUGCGAAAGCUUUUACAGAAGGCGCAGAUAUUGUGAUUUGUGGGAGAGUAUCUGAUGCGAGUCCGGUUAUAGGGGCUGCUGCUUGGUGGCAUGGAUGGGAGGCGGAUGAUUUCGACGUCCUUGCGAAAGCGUUCGUUGCUGGCCACAUGAUCGAAUGCUCGACAUACGUAUGCGGUGGGAAUUUCAGCGGAUUCAAAGACUUUGAAGCCAAUGGCAACGGAGGAUGGUUGGACAUUGGUUUCCCGAUUGCUGAAAUUGGGGAGAAGGGGGAAGUGGUUAUCACGAAGCAGAAAGGAACGGGAGGGGUUGUCAGCGUGGACACAUGCAAAGCUCAGUUGCUGUAUGAGAUACAAGGACCCUGGUACUUCAACAGCGAUGUCACGGCUGUGCUGGACGAGAUCAAUUUUGAACAGCUAAGUACAGAUCGUGUUGCCGUUACAGGCGUAAAAGCUCAACCUCCUCCGCCGACGACUAAAAUCGGCAUUACUGCGAGAGGUGGAUUCCAGGCUGAGGUCCACUAUUUUCUUGUCGGACUAGACAUUACAACCAAAGCGAAGAUGUUGGAAAGACAGAUACGGCAUGCCUUGGGUGAUACGAGCAGGUUCCACGUCCUGAAUUUCACAUUGAAUGGUACGGCGGCGGAGAACCCUUCGGAUCAGAAUGCGGCAACAGUCGAUUUCAGAGUCUUUGCGCAGGCGAGGAAUAUCAGAGACAUUUCGACUGAAAGUUUCCUCAGGCCGGUGAUCGACCUGAUUAUGAGCACGUACCCUGGAGCAACGUUCCAUCUCGAUAUCCGACAAGGUUUUCCAAAACCGGUCCAAGAGUAUUAUGUAGCUCUAUUGCCGCAGUCUGACAUUCGCCAGGUUGUGCAUAUGCAGGACGGAAAGAAACAUAUGAUAGAGCCUCCGAGAAAGACUAAUGUUUUUCCCCGGCAGCAGCCGAGUGAGGGAUUGACUGCCGUAGCAAUGAGGACUUGUAGCGAGACGGUUCGCGGACCUCUAGGCUGGCUCGUUCACGCCAGAUCUGGUGAUAAAGGGUCUAAUGCGAAUGUCGGAUUUUGGGUAAGACAUCAAGAUGAGUACGACUGGCUCCGUCUGUUGUUAAGUACGGAUACCAUGAAGGAGCUCCUUGCGAAAGAAUACAACGGGAAGAAAAUCGACCGUUUUGAGCUACCAAAUAUUUUGGCCGUCCAUUUCCUACUCCAUGAUCACCUCGAUCGAGGAGUUAGUUGCUCAAGCACUUAUGACUUUUUGGCGAAGAAUGUUGCAGAGUUCCUGAGAAGUCGAUAUGUCGAUCUACCAAAACGAUUCUUGAAUCGCGGAAAGCUAUGA
Cadophora gregata is the source of this 2073-nucleotide messenger RNA. RefSeq lists its product as uncharacterized. The transcript is spliced from 4 exons. Bases 1 to 2073 code for a protein of 690 amino acids. The record is from RefSeq and is a predicted model, not a curated record. Lineage: Eukaryota; Fungi; Ascomycota; Leotiomycetes; Helotiales; Ploettnerulaceae.